This is a messenger RNA of Huiozyma naganishii CBS 8797, 2811 nucleotides long. It is a transcript of the gene ARO80, whose product is annotated as Aro80p. The transcript has a single exon. The record is from RefSeq and is a predicted model, not a curated record. Gene Ontology annotation, molecular function: zinc ion binding; DNA-binding transcription factor activity, RNA polymerase II-specific. Gene Ontology annotation, biological process: aromatic amino acid catabolic process; positive regulation of transcription by RNA polymerase II. Lineage: Eukaryota; Fungi; Ascomycota; Saccharomycetes; Saccharomycetales; Saccharomycetaceae. The coding region runs from base 1 to 2811 and encodes 936 amino acids. Gene Ontology annotation, cellular component: nucleus.
AUGACUGGAAAUGGUAAGAAUAUGAGAGGGAAAGCGGUAGGCCCCCAAACGCACUGGAUAAGAGGAUUUAAGGCCUGUACUAAUUGCAGGAUUAAAAAAGUCAGAUGUGACUUUGGCCCCAGCGAUAAUCCGCACCCUCCUCCUUGUGCUAGAUGCAAGAGAGAGUCGAAAAACUGUACGUUCACCGCUAAAACAGGCAAAGAGCAAGAUAUGGUAACGGGGGAAGCAACGAAUGGAAUCCCAACGGUGGAUACGGUCCCUGUUAAAAAAAACGAGCUGGCUCUCCCUGCUCUUGCUGUUACCGUGUCACCAGGUCUGAUACAGAACAGGUCAGAAAUGGGCAAUGAGGCUAAUCCGAAUACUGGAUGGAAGUUAGAACUAACAUCGAUGCACAAUACAUUGGCAUUUUUGGCGCAGGCUGCAGGAACAGUUUCCAAUACAUUGAACAAAGGGUUGAUGAAGAAAACUUUACCCUCAGACAGAAGUACUCCAUCUUUGGAGAUUAGCCGACUUGGAUCAAAAACACCGACCGGAUUUGCUUCGUCAUUAGGACUUGGCAUGCCCAGUAAUCCAACCAAGACCCUACUACAGGAAAUAGAAACACAAAAUAAGGUACAGCUAAUUGAAAAAUCGAAGAACACCAAAUCAAAAGUUCCGAAGACAUUGAAAGAUAUUAAGUGUAUAGGUGAGAAUGGGCUUCUCUCAGAACAGGAAGCAACUGCCUUUAUCGAUGCAUUUUUCUGCACCAUGCAUCCGUUUUUCCCGUAUAUACCGUUGCAAUUGCAGGAUCCUCUAGAGCUUUUGGAAUACCCAAUCUUGCUAUGUGCCAUUCUUACAAUAUCCACUAGAUACCAUUCUUUUAGUGAGUUUGGUUUCGACAACGGUGAUUACAAUAAACGUAACUUUGAAGUUCAUGAAAAACUAUGGGACAAUUGUCAAGUGAUGCUUUCAAAGACUAUCUGGGGUGAGGCAAGCACAAGGUCAAUUGGGACUGUCCUUGCAUUUAUACUAUUCACCGAAUGGAAUCCAAGGCAGAUACACUGGAAAAAAUCAGACUACGCCAAUGAUGACGACGAAGCCGUUAGCGAAUUAUCAAACGAUGAAGCUGAGGAACUAACCGGUACAAAGGCGAUUAGAAGAAGUGAUAGAAUGGCAUGGAUGCUUACUGGGAGUGCUGUGAGGCUAGCACAGGAUAUGGGGUUUAUGGAAACUAACGCAAAAGUGUGUGUCGCUACGCAUAUAUCAGACGCCUUUGCAUCAAUGAAUAUGAACCAGAAACCAGUACUGAGUGGUAAUUUCAAUGUUCUCCAAGGUGGGACAAAUAAUUAUACGAGUGAUCCAUUGAACUCCAGUGGAUCAAGUCAUGAAUCUACUUGCAGCGAACAAGCUUUCAUGAAACAAAUGUUAGAAAACACUAAUAGUCACACAAGAUGGAGGCACAUUUUAAGCUCUCUGCAAAUGGAGGAUUUAUUCCAACGCCAGAGAAAUGAAUAUUCGAAUGAUCUUUCAGACCUGGAAAGGGAGUUUUUAAAUGACGAAUUUAUCUUAUACUAUUCACUCGAGCGCAGAUCCGAUAAUCAAGAAACUCCACCUUUCCCAUUACAAUUUUCUUACGCUCAAAAGGCUAAAAUCGAGCUAACAAACAUAAUGCUUUUAGGCUAUGAUACCAUCUACUACGAUAGGGGUAGAAAGAAGUUGGCGUCAAACAACCAACUACAUAAUCUUUCGGUUUUGAGCAUCCUUUCUCCCCUUAUGGAAGGAUGGCACAACGUUUACAAAAACUUACUAAUCGCACCAAGUGCGAAUCCGUACACAACUACCACCAGAGGAGACAAGCGAGCAAUGUACGAGCUCUCCAAAAACAUUGAUAGCGAGAGUAUAAUUUGUGACUACCGGUAUAGCCAACUUUAUAUAUACUCUCUCGCUUUACAGGCAGAUUUUAAAAGGGCCGAACUAACAGUGAGUGAAAUUACUCAGAAUGCCAAGUAUGUUGAAAUCGCUUUCAAUGCAGCCAAAGAGAUAAUUUUCUCUGCCUUCCGCGUGCAUAAAUUGAACCUGUUGAAGUACAUGCCAGUACGAUGGGUCAUGCGACUGGUUAGGGCGGUUUCAUUUUUGGUGAAAUGUUGUCUCAUUCUCAACGCUACCUCUAUUGGCGGAGGUGGGUCCUCUGAAGCUGAGGUGAGAACAAUUUUGAAACUGUGCAGCAUCUCUGUGAAGGACACCGCAAACACCAUCAAGAUGGCAGCAAUGACUUUAAAGGAGGCUACACCGGAUGAGCUUCAUUUAUCGAUGCGUUACUCCGCCAUACUGUUGUAUCUGUGUAGGGAAUUGGAAUCUGAGAAAGAUUCCAGCAAGAAAAUACCCUUUCCGAACAAUGCAACCACAAAAUACGCUAUAUCGCCAACAUACGAGGGGCGGGACGGCGAAAUUGCCGCAGGGAGCGCAGGUGGUUGCGCGAAUACAGCACAUAUUACUGCCAACAGAUUGCGCACCGUGCCCUUAAGUGACAUUAACGAGACAACAGGCCGCAACACCGAGGAUACCGCAAACAACAAUAUUGUAAACGGAUCCCUUAACGGAGAUCGCAACCACCUUGGAACUACGGAAGGAACCGGGGCCGCUAGUCAAUCGACUACCGAUCGUCUUACGGGAUCGCUCCCGGAUGAGGUAACGAAUUGGUUCUCAGGAAACGCUGAAAUCGGACUCGAGUUUGUCGAACCAUGGACGGAUAUGAUAGAGCAGCGGUUCUUACAGAGCGGAACAGGGAACGACGUCUUCGAGGAACUGUACCAGUAUUUCGAUCAAAACUGA